AAUCCGUUCUCCUUGUUGUCACCGUUAUUUCUCGCGCGCAUGCGCGCUGGCGCCCGUUUCCUGCUCUUAAAUUAGUACCUGUGCUGCUGCUCGACCCACCUGAGUGCGUGUGUCCCGUUGGACUCCCGCCACUGGAAGGAGCUCAGGUGAGCGCGGAGGAGGAAGAAGAAGAGGAAGAAGAGGCAAGAAAGUUCCAGGCCAACAUGCCUCGAGCCUUCCUGGUGAAGAAGGCCAACGUUUCGCCGGGAAAGCGGAACUGGAGCGAGCUCCCGGACGACGAACGAGGAGACGUCUACGUCCCAGUAUCCAUCUUUCCCCCAUCCGUCCUGGUGAUGGAGGAUGAGGCGAGUCCAGCCGAGGGCGCACCACUCUGCCUGGCUAAGCAGUCUGUAACCGAGAGCCACACGCACGCCGAACUGCCGUCCUGCACGGUGCUUGGCCGGCCGCAGAGCCCGGUGGCGCCUAUGACAGACGAGAGUUCAGAGGUCCAUGCCAACUGGUCACAGAACAGCUCUUUGUUUGUCCGCUCCAAAAUGAAGGUGACGACCGGCGAAUUGCCUCAUGAUCCUGUUCCUACAUCGCCAUCCCUGACUGUACCUGAAGACACGUUAAUGCCCGUUGUAAUGACGACAAACCCAGUUCCCAUGAAAUUUGCCUCGUCAGUGAUCCGGCCAUCAAGCGGGCUGACGCCGCCCUUAAUUUGUCAGAUUUGCCAGAAAACGUUCCAGUACCAGCGAAUGUUAAACCGACACAUGAAGUGUCACAACGACACCAAGCGGCACCUCUGCACCUUCUGCGGCAAAGGCUUCAACGACACCUUUGACCUCAAGAGACACGUGCGCACACACACGGGAGUUCGGCCGUACAAGUGCGAGCUCUGUGACAAGGCCUUCACGCAGCGUUGCUCGCUGGAGUCGCACAUGAAGAAGAUCCACAGCGUCACACUAAAGUACGCCUACAAGGAGCGCCGCAACAAGCUGUACGUGUGCGAGGAGUGCGGCCACACAGCAGCCACGCAGGACGAGCUGCUACUGCACCUCCACUCGCUGCACCCCGACAGUGCCCUCUUGAAAGGGAAGGGGGGGCGACGUGCAGGGAGUUCGGGAGGAACAGGAAUGAUCGGAGAGCUGGAAUGUACGCUAGGAUCACCACAAGGAGCCGAUAGUGACGACACCACGGGAUCAGCCGGUCUAUAAAAAGAAAGAGGAAAAACAUUUCUGACUGGAACUAUCAUGGGACUGCUAACUUGCUUUUCUUGCUUUUUUACUGCAUGUGGGCCUUCUGUAAAGUCAUAUAGGACUUUCCUAUCAGUUGAUUCAUUAAAGGGAGUAAUAUAUCA
This is a messenger RNA of Nerophis ophidion (straightnose pipefish), 1339 nucleotides long. RefSeq names its product ovo-like zinc finger 1a (gene ovol1a). Gene Ontology annotation, molecular function: RNA polymerase II cis-regulatory region sequence-specific DNA binding; DNA-binding transcription factor activity, RNA polymerase II-specific. Gene Ontology annotation, biological process: regulation of transcription by RNA polymerase II; epidermal cell differentiation. Gene Ontology annotation, cellular component: nucleus. Bases 204 to 1196 code for a protein of 330 amino acids. Lineage: Eukaryota; Metazoa; Chordata; Actinopteri; Syngnathiformes; Syngnathidae. The record is from RefSeq and is a predicted model, not a curated record. The transcript is spliced from 6 exons.